Molecule: messenger RNA, 2766 nt
Organism: Colletotrichum higginsianum IMI 349063
Lineage: Eukaryota; Fungi; Ascomycota; Sordariomycetes; Glomerellales; Glomerellaceae
Product: Glycosyl hydrolase family 3 N terminal domain-containing protein
Exons: 2
Coding region: 1-2766 (921 amino acids)
Biological process (GO): glucan catabolic process
Molecular function (GO): beta-glucosidase activity
Source: RefSeq, a predicted model, not a curated record
AUGUUGUUGAAGGCAUCGGACAACGAACGCAUCGAUCCCGCCGUGCCCGCCAGCCAGCCCACCAUGGACUCCAAGGCCCGAGAGCCAAAGUGCAUCAAUGCCAUGCAUCCCCGAGCUGCCGACGACGAGAAGAUGCCGCUCCUUUUGAACGGCCAGUCCUGCAGCUUCUCAACCGACAUGAUGCCCGAUGAGAGCCAAUCUCAUCAUCCUCGCGCCACCACUACUACGACUAGCACCACCAGCACAAUUCCCACCAAGGAACUCGACUACGACAACCGCUCUACCGCCGAGAGGCCCAGACUAGCAGCCCGCCGCCUUCUGCCGAAAUGUACGAGACCAUGGAUCACCGGCGUGUUCGCCUUGUACCUCACGGGCCUCAUCCUAAUCUCGGUCUACUAUGCCAGCAAGCUAUUCGACGCCGGCAGCUGGCCAGCCCCAGCCCGCCGUCCAGCACAACCAGCUGCUUCUCCGGCCUCUCCGGUCUCUCCAGCCUCGCCAGUCCGGAACCGGGAGGCGGCCGUCUCCAAGGCGGCCGCCUUUGUGGCGCGGCUCAACCUGACGGAAAAGACGCGCAUGGUCACUGGCCGACUCGGUCUUGAGGCCGGCGGCUGCAUCGGCAACAUCGCGCCGGUCGAGCGCGUCGGCUUCCCGGGCCUCUGUCUGCUCGACGGGCCCACGGCGCUGGACCGCGCCGACCUCGUCAGCGUCUUCCCGGCAGGGCUCACGACGGCCGCCAGCUGGGACAAGGAGCUCAUCUACCAGCGCGGCAGGGCCCUGGGCGACGAGUUUCGCGACAAGGGCGUCCACGUCGGGCUCGGCCCAGUCGCCGGGCCUCUUGGACGCCAGCCGCUGGGCGGCCGCAACUGGGAGGGCUUCUCGGUCGACCCGUACCUUACGGGCGUCGCCAUGCGGCUCACCAUCGAGGGCAUGCAGGCCGCGGGCGUGCAGGCCUGCGCCAAGCACUUGAUCGGCAACGAGCAGGAGACGCAGCGGACCAACUCGUGGCUCGCCAACGGCACCGAGAUGGCCGCCAUCUCGUCCAACAUGGACGACCGCACCCUGCACGAGCUGUACCUCUGGCCCUUUGCCGACUCCGUCCGGGCCGGCGUGGCGAGCGUCAUGUGCAGCUACAACCGCCUGAACCAGACGUACGCGUGCGAGAACUCGGCCCUGCUGAACGACGUGCUCAAGACGGAGCUGGCCUUCGAGGGCUACGUCAUGUCGGACUGGUUCGCCACGCACUCGGGCGCCGACGCCAUCAACAACGGGCUCGACAUGAACAUGCCCGGCCCCAUCGGCCACGCGCAGGCCCUCACGGGCGAGACGUACUGGGGCCCGAACAUCACGCGCAUGAUCAGGGACGGCUCCGUCCUCGAGGCGCGCCUGGACGAGAUGGUCCGGCUCAUCAUGACGCAGUACUACCUCUUCGACCAGGACGCCGCCGACUACCCGGCCGUCGACCCGUCCAUCAUCUACACCAUCGCGGCCCAGUCGAACCUGCUCGACCUCGUGCCCCUCGAGCCGCCGCCGAGCCGGGACGUGCGGCGCGACCACGCGAAGCUCAUCCGGAAGCUGGGCGCCGAGGCGACGGUCCUCCUCAAGAACGUCAACGGCACCUUGCCGCUCGGGAAACCGACCAACAUCGGCGUCUUUGGCAACGACGCCGCCGACCCGGCCGACGGGCUGGUCUUUGGCGCCGGCUUCGAAAUCGGCACGCUCUCCGUCGGCGGCGGGUCCGGCACGGGGCGGCACACGUACCUCGUCUCGCCGCUCGAGGCCAUCAGGGCGAGGGCGCGCGGGACCGGCGCCCGCGUGCAGCACAUCCUGAACAACAAGGUGCUGGCCGCCGGCGACUUCAGCGGCCUCUACCCGGUGCCCGAGGUCUGCCUCGUCUUCCUCAACACGUUCGCGUCCGAGGCCUACGACCGGACGAGCCACGAGGCGGACUGGAACUCGACGCUGGUCGUCGAGAACGUGGCGAGGCGGUGCCCCAACACCGUCGUCGUGACGCACUCGGCCGGCAUCAACACGCUGCCGUGGGCCGGCAACCCGAACGUCACGGCCAUCUUGGCGGCCCAUCUCCCGGGGCAAGAGACGGGGAACUCCGUCGUCGACGUCCUCUGGGGCGAUGUGAAUCCGUCGGGCAGGCUGCCCUACUCGAUCCCCGUCGACCCGAAAGACACGGAUAUCCCCAUCGUCAACCUCACCGAGGCCGAGGUCACGUCGCCCACGGCCUGGCAGGCCAACUUCACCGAGGGCCUUUUGAUAGACUACCGGCAGCUGGACGCCAAUGAUAUCGAUCCCCUGUACGAGUUCGGCUUCGGUCUGAGCUACACCACCUUCGACCUGGAGUCGUCUCUGAAGGUCGAGCAACUCGUCAGCAGCGUCGCGGCCGCGCCAGACCCCGCCACGCCCAACGCCCCUGGGGGCAACCCGGAGCUCUGGGAGCCCGUCGUCCGCGUGACCGCUCGCGUCAAGAACACCGGGUCCGUUGCCGGCGCGACAGUCCCCCAGCUCUACGUCUCGUUGCCGAUGGACGCCGUCCCUGAGGGCACGCCCGUUCAGGUGCUGCGGGGGUUCGAGAAGGUCUCCUUGGAGCCGGGGGAGUCUGUUGUUGUUGACUUCGAGCUGCUGCGGCGCGAUGUAAGUUACUGGGACGUGCCGUCGCAGACCUGGGUGAUCCCGGAUGGUCCGAUCGGGUUCCGCGUUGGUUUUAGUUCUCGGGAUAUCCGCGCGACGGCGAGUCGUGCUGUUCGUUCAUCGUAG